Molecule: messenger RNA, 542 nt
Organism: Papilio xuthus (Asian swallowtail)
Lineage: Eukaryota; Metazoa; Arthropoda; Insecta; Lepidoptera; Papilionidae
Product: RNA polymerase III subunit I
Exons: 4
Coding region: 108-482 (124 amino acids)
Biological process (GO): transcription initiation at RNA polymerase III promoter
Cellular component (GO): RNA polymerase III complex
Molecular function (GO): nucleotide binding
Source: RefSeq, a predicted model, not a curated record
ACAUAAAUUUCAUAAAUUUAAAUUGAUUUUAUAAGGCUAUUCUAAUUUAAUAAUUAAACUAACAAAAAAUACUAAUUCUUUUCUUAGUUUUUGUCUCAGGACAUCAGAUGGAAACAAUAAACGCUCAUGCUGCCUUUCUGUGCAAUUAUGAAGUGAUGCAAAUCCUUCAGCAACUAAAGGACAAUACUCAGAAAAAACAUAAAAGGGAAGCAUCACUAGCAACAGUUACUUAUGAGACAGUUCAUUAUCUACAAGAUACUGAAUGUAAAAGUCAAACAGAAGAAAUGAUACAGAAGUUUCUAGAAGGAAUGAAAAAAUUCAAAUUAACAAAGAUGGAAAAAUUAAUGAUGGUAAAUACACCACCGAGAACAGAAUUGGAAAUACAAUUGAUUGUUCAAGAAAGUGAGGAAAGACUCUCAGAGGAAGAUGUCCAUGCCAUUAUAGAUUUGGUCAAUGAAAUCUUUCCGACUCCAGCGACUUGAUGCUGUUUACUUACAAAAUACAUUGUUACAUGAUUUACAAUAAAAUGAAGUAAGCCCGCA